AUGCUGCAGACACUUCUGCUGUUGCUGUUCACCUUCCUGUGCUUUGGGAAUCAGCUCAGCCCAGGCAUGGGCUGUCAGCUGCCGUCUGACUGGAGACCCCUGAGCGAAAGCUGCCGGGCUGAGCUGGCAGAAAUCAUUGUCUAUGCCAAAGUCUUGGCUCUGCACCAGGAUAUGUACAGCAUGUACAACUAUUUGCCCUGGCAAUACGAAGCCACGGACGGGGGGCUCUUUUACUCAGCCGAGAUUGAGAUGCUGUGUGAUCAGGCUUGGGGCAGCAUGCUGGAAGUCCCUGCGGGAUCCAGGCUGAACCUGACGGGCCUGGGGUAUUUCUCCUGCCACUCUCACACAGUCAUGCAGGAUUACGCCUACUUCUUCUUCCUGAGAAUGGACGAGAAUUAUAACCUCCUUCCUCAUGGAGUAAAUUUCCAGGAUGCGAUAUUUCCAGAUACGCAGGAAAACAGACGGAUGUUUUCCAGCCUUUUUCAGUUUUCCAACUGCACUCAAGGGCAACAUGCCAUAACCUUCUCCAGUGACUGGGAGAUACAAGAGGAUAACCGGCUCAUGUGCUCAUCAGUCCAGAAAGCCUUGUUCGACGAGGAAGACCACGUGAAGAAGCUCCAGCAAAAGGUGGCGACCCUGGAGAAGCGCAACAAGCAACUGCGAGACCGCGUGAAGAAAGUCAAGCGGUCGCUCAGGCAAGCCAGGAAGAACAGCCGGCACGUAGAGCUGAUGAACCGAAAGCUCAGCGAGAAGCUGUCCUCCACCGGAAGCCAGGUCCCGCACGUUAACUCCUUAAAGCAAGCAAACUCUCAUGCCACGUACCUUAAGGUAUAAUGCCCAGUUUGGCACUGCGGGCAAUGACUUCACGGCAUACACCUUUCCUCCUUACACCAUCCUGCAAUUGAAAAGGGACACGAUGACUUCAAGGCCCCUUGGCCAUCACUGCUGCUGUGUGUGAAGCUGAACGAGAUACACAGACAUCCGUUUCAAUUCUCCAUUAAACAUGAUUUGAAAAGAUCCACGUUGAUGGGGUGAUAGAGGGAAUGUGGACCGGAGAAAACUGUCUUCAGAAAACCUAUUUUUCUUCUUUAAAGGUCACAUUGGAGUCAAAUCAGAUAUGGGCUUGAUAAGCAGAUACUCAGGCCCCUAUGAAUGGUAUGGAAGCCCCCAACAUUAGAGCAUCCGGCUGGGGCCAGAACAGUGCCUGGGUGGGAGUCCACCUAGGAGCUGCAUGUAAGCUGGUCAGAGUUUCCCAAAGAAGAGCAGGGUCUAAGUGUAGACAAGGAUAUAUAUUGGGGUGCAAAGCCUCUUUCAAUCCGAGGGCCAAAUCCCAUUUCAGAGAAGCUGUCAGGGGCCACAUUGCAGGGGUGGGCGGGGCUGAGGGCAAAAGGGGGAGGGCCCAAAAUAUCAGCAUGUUUUAGCCAGAGCUCUUUACUGGCUUUGGAAAGAAAACCAUGCAAAAGUGGGGGAACAACCAAACAAGAGGUCAGGGGAAAGGAAGUGGGGGAAGGGAGCCUUUUUGGGGACCCCCAGAAGGGCUGAUUUGGGCCCCACAUUUAUGGCUUGGCACUCUGGUUAUAUAUUCUGUCUUGACCAUGUUGAUAGAAGUCUCAGUAUGAAUGCAAUGAUUUCCAUCAUAUCUGGAAGUGGCCGAUGACGAGUGUUAAAAUCUGGUUUCCAGCCAAAGAUGCCGACUGGCAGAUUUUGAAAUAGUCCCCAUAAUGUUUUUCUUCUUUUAAAGGGAAUCUAAUGCCAAAUAAAAAUGCAGACUUUCCAUAUCGCUUCAACGUUUCUAGUAUGCAAUCCAACUUUUCUUAAACAUAUUGGCCAACGUAAUUUCCUACACAGAAAACCCACCCUGGUCUCUAAAGCCUGUAUCAUUGCUCUUCAGUCUAAAAUCCAAAAUUGUUUAAGACGCUGAUAACGAUGGUAAGGGGUUCGCAUUUGUUCCAGUCAUUUCAGCAGUCAACCACGUUCACCUUUCUGAAGGAAAUAUACUAACCGAAAUAAUUUAAAGAGCAUUUUGUUUGUUUGUAUUGGUCUCCCAGCUAUUUCUGAGAAGCUUAGCUUCAGUGCUAAUUAGUAGGAAUAAGCUGAAAUGUCCUGUAUCAUUAAAUAAACAUGCAAAGAAAUAUGUGAUUCCCUUUUCUACAUAAAUGGCACAAAGCUCUUUUUUCAAGCAUGGCUCAAACUGCUUCUUGUUCUG
Elgaria multicarinata webbii is the source of this 2206-nucleotide messenger RNA. RefSeq names its product coiled-coil domain containing 3 (gene CCDC3). The record is from RefSeq and is a predicted model, not a curated record. The coding region runs from base 1 to 834 and encodes 277 amino acids. The transcript has 3 exons. Gene Ontology annotation, cellular component: extracellular region. Gene Ontology annotation, biological process: negative regulation of gene expression. Lineage: Eukaryota; Metazoa; Chordata; Lepidosauria; Squamata; Anguidae.